AGUAAAGCGUGUAAUGGGAGCAGAAGAACAGUUCAUGUCGUUAGUUUAGAGGAAACAUGAAACAUUCAUUGUGUCAACUUUCUCCCUGCAUUUUUUUACAUUGUGUGGACUGGGCUUGAUGCACAGUUAAUAAUUAUUGUCCUUGCAAUUUCAAUUACAUUUUCAUAAUAUUCAUGUCACAGGUACAUUUAAAUAGUAGGCAGAAAAUACAGUUAAUUUUGUAAAGCCAUUACCGCAUUUUAGCACAUCCUGUUUACUGAUCAGCUGACUUUUCCAAUUUCAAAGUAAGUUGUGCUCUAAGAAAAAUCUGCCAUUUGGUUUCAGUCAAGAGUGGAGUAACAAUGCAGCAGAAACCAUAUCUUCAUUUCAAUGUGGUAAUUUUUUUUCUGUUUAUAAGAACUGAGUCUGUGUUAAGCGAUCAGUCCCGAUAUUACACAGCAGAAGGAAAAACAGUGCAUCUCCUUUGUGGAAAUACUACUUCUCAAAGUGCUACAUGGAAGAAAAUGACAUCAGGGGAAAUUUACAGCAAGAAAACAAAUGAGAGAAUCACUGUGCAAUCUGACUCUGCCUUGGUGAUACGAGAUGUAAAAGCAGAUGAUGCUGGGAUUUAUCGAUGCAAUGACAUCUUGAACGUUAGCCUACUUGUCUUAACUGUAACCUCCACUCCAAAAGAUGCUAAACCUGGAGACAAAGUAUCAAUCUCCUGUGCACUAAAGUGCCAUGACCAUAGCUGUGAACCUUAUACGUUAAAGAUGAUCACAAAGGAUCAGGAAAGGGAGUCACAUAAUACUUCAUUACGAGUCAUUUCUUGGAUGGGACAAGAUUGUAUAUGCAAAGUACAAGUGAACAAUAUGAUAAAAGCAAAGACUUCACUACUUUUAUCAGAUGAAAGCAGAUUCCACACUUCACUGGGACAAUCAGUGACACUGCCAUGUGAAGACUCUGAAAUGAUCACAUGGAAUAGAAUGGGUGUGGAAUCGGAAAAUGUACAGAAUAUUGUAAUCAAACAAAAAGAUGGCAGCAUAACCAAAGUGAUGGAGGACAAAGAAAACCGUUUCCACUUACUACAAAAUUCUUCUUUGUUCAUUGAAAGAAUAAAGACAAGUGAUGCAGGGACAUACCAGUGUAAUGGAAAGAGAUUGGAUUUGAUUGUCAUUUCUGUAACAUUUGACCCCACUGACCCAAAGCCUGGAGAUAUACUAACAGUCACAUGUGAACUGAAAUGCAAACAAGGUUGCAGUGGCUAUAUACUGCAGAUUUCUUCUUCUGGGAUGAAUGAUGCUGUUAUGCAAGGGAGUGUUGUGCAGCACACCUUGUUUAAUACCAACAUGUCUGUUUAUGAAAAAACCUUUAAAUGCAAAGCAGAACUAGAUGGGAUUGUUCAGGAUGAAGCUUUAGUUCAGCUUCACUCUAAAUCAACAGGCCAUACCAGAAACAGUUUGGAUACAAUCAAAGGGAACAAAGUCUCUACAUACUUUUUGGCUGCAAUUGUUGCCGUAAUUUCUUCUAUAUUUUGAUUGAAGACAUCCACCCAUUCCGUCUCUAAGUCCAUUUUAUCCCAGUUCGGGCUAAGGGAAUACUAAACCCAGAAUUACAAGUGCAAAAGACAAACAAUUACUUUGGACCAGGUUUACUCAUGAAUGAUGAGAACUUAAGUAACUAUCUUUUGAGCCAGUGCUGGGACCUCAUAUCAAGAAUGGUCUACUCGUUUCUAGAAGGAUUGAAUUCACUUUUACUUUUUACUUGAAAUCUUUAUUUAAUCAAAAUUUUUGUGGCACGUUUUCAUUUAAGGAGAAUAUUGUUUAAAGUUGUACAUGACAGGUAGCCAAUAUGUACACUAUAUAACAUUUAUGUAUUAAAGCUAUAUGCCUAAAAUUGUCAUUGAAUGAAACUAUGUUGGUCCUAUUUAAAUAAUAAUUGAUACACAAAAUAUUCUAGACUAGAGUGUAUAAACAGAAUAUGUGAGUUUGAAUAUGAGAAUUUGAUUGUUUUCAGAUGAUGGUUAAAAUAUGGCAAGGAAAUAUCAAGCAAGAAUGAUUAUUUUCAGUUAUUUUUAUAUUUUUAUUGUUGUGUUUGCCAAACUUCUCCAGUAAUGUCUACAACUGACUCCUUUAUUAGAAGGCACUUCAGAUUCUGGGACCAGAAAUGCUUUUAAAGACCAUCAGUAAUACACAAAAUAUCUAACAGAAAGAACUGCUAAAAACAGAAAUGGUAAUAUUUCCUUUCUUACAUAACACGCUAGUCCAUGUCAGUUUACUGUUGGAUUUUGCAAAUGCUUUCAUUUUUACACAACUGGACCAGUUAUGAGUCACGCCGGGGGCCACUCAGUCAGUCCACGGUGGGGACUAAACUAGCAACUGCUGGCAAUUGAAAAAGAGAGUUAGACAAACAUUUAACAUAAAAUAUGAAACAUCUUUUGCUAAAUAAAGAGAUUAAAGGGAAAACCAUUACACACUGUUUUUGAUUACUUAAUGGAGAAGAAAUUUAUCUUGUUUUCUGUAUGCAUUGCUGUAUAGAAAUACAGUAUGUAUUAAAUGUUCUAUAUUUCCUGUAAAAUGUAUCAACAUAUUUUAUUUUAUUAAAGUGUUAUUCAAAAUAAA
Messenger RNA from Erpetoichthys calabaricus (reedfish), 2600 nucleotides. RefSeq lists its product as uncharacterized. Gene Ontology annotation, molecular function: protein tyrosine kinase binding; MHC class II protein binding. Gene Ontology annotation, cellular component: external side of plasma membrane; membrane raft. The coding region runs from base 342 to 1517 and encodes 391 amino acids. The record is from RefSeq and is a predicted model, not a curated record. The transcript has 7 exons. Gene Ontology annotation, biological process: positive regulation of ERK1 and ERK2 cascade; interleukin-15-mediated signaling pathway; T cell activation. Lineage: Eukaryota; Metazoa; Chordata; Cladistia; Polypteriformes; Polypteridae.